UCCAAACCCGAUUUUUCUUACUUCCUUCUUCUUCUCUCAAAUCGGCGACGAGAUAACCGACGAAGAUGGACGACGAAGGUGAUCAAUUCGAGUGGAGAGAGGAAAGAGUGGGACGAUACGAAGAGAUAAGUGAUACGAAAGUGAAAUUCAAUGCCUACAAUGGUGGAUACUGGGUAAAGAAUCAUAAAGGUGACAUUGCUUAUCUGGAAGGUUCAGAACCAUUAACUAUAACAUGUAAUCCGGAAGAGUUCUUUGUUAAGUUGUCGAGUGAGUUUAGAGGAGAAUGGAUUUAUGGGCAGAUGCUUUGGUAUAAGUUUCCAUUUGAGGAACAUAAGGAGCGGAAGAGUUUGUGUACUUCAGAUAUGAGUUUUACAAGGAUGUGUGAUGCGGCCAGCUAGGUUGGAGUUGUUGAUAUAUUUAUGGUGAAGUCGGGUGAGCAUCCUCAUGAGGUGGAGAUUACUGAGCCCUGUGAUGCAGAGAUUCAAGUUGAGAGGAAUGUAGCCAGUUUUGUUGAUGAAGACCCAAAUUUUGACUACCAUGACACACCUCCAAACUUUGAUGAUGAAGGUUGUGGAGAGAAGUUUGUAAGAUUAAAAAAAGGUAGUGGUCAGCUGCAGUUCAAACAAGUGUUUGACACUCUAAAAGAUUUCAAAGAGUGUUUGAUAGAUUAUGCCUUGAAGGGAGGAUACAACAUUAAGCUUGAUAGAUGGGGGAAAGAAAAAAAUGGAGUUGUUUGUUCAAUGGAUGGUUGUCAUUGGAGGUGUUACUGUUCGUUUCAUAACCCCAUUGGGAAGUGGGUUGUGAAGACAUAUGAAGAUGAUCACAAUUUCACUCCUGAUGGAUAUUGUAGGCUACUAAAGUCAGGUGUGGUUGCCAAGAUGUUCAUGGAUGAGAUAAGGACUAAUCUUGAUUAUUCACCGAAGACUAUACAAUAUGAGGUCCAAAAGAGGUUUAAUAUAAUGAUCACCCCUGAUGUAUGCAAGAAGGCAAAGAAAAAAGUAAUAGAAAUGAUUCACCGUGACCAUUUAGAGCAGUUCUCUAGGCUCAGAGAUUACAAAGAUGCAAUCCUUGCGACUAAUCCUAACUCCACUGUGGAGUUAGACACUAUCAUUGGUGAUGAUGGAUCAGAACUAUUCCGAAGGUUCUAUGUAUGUUUUGAUGUGAUCUGCAAGUUAUGGUCAAUGUGGUGUCGACCCAUAUUUGGUAUAAAUGGCUGUUUUCUCAAGUCUACAUUUAAAGGGCAAUUGUUAGCUUCUGUUGGAAGGGACGCAAUAUGA
This is a messenger RNA of Camelina sativa (false flax), 1277 nucleotides long. RefSeq lists its product as uncharacterized. The record is from RefSeq and is a predicted model, not a curated record. Lineage: Eukaryota; Viridiplantae; Streptophyta; Magnoliopsida; Brassicales; Brassicaceae.